AUGGACGCACGACCAGAGCCGCUGCUCAAGUACGCCGAGGAGCUGCUGCAAAGCUACUCCCGGCUCAUUGUGCACUCUGGAGACAUUCUGCGCUCGCUUCCUGAACCACGCGAAGGGCUGAGUGUGGCAAACAUCAAGCCCAAGAAGGACGAGAGCACAGCCUUUCUGCGCGAAUGGCAGCACCUAGAGUCUGUUUUCGAUGAGUAUCUCAUUCGACUGAAUGACGUCCGGGCGCGUGCACACGAAGAGCUGGAAGCGGCACGCAUAAAGUGCCUGGCAGGUGAGGACAUUGACCUGACGCUGCCGGAAGCACAGGUUAGACUCGGCGUUCGGCUGGAGAAAUACAAGCGACAAUACGACACUUUGCAACAAAUCAUCAGCGGCGUCCCUAUUACCGAGGAAUUGAACGAGUCUUCUGGCGAGCAACCGUUCGGGAAUAUGGAGGUGGACGCAAGUGACAUAGGUAAUGCGGCAGUGGAAGCGCGGAUUGAAGACACCACUUUAGAAGCACAAACAAGUUAUGACAUAGUGGCCGACACACCUCCUACAUUGUCCCUGACGUCCCAUAUGCAAAGCACGCACCAGGAUAACUCUCUUGACGUCGAUGCACAAGAUGCCGUGUCAUUAAUCGACAGCAACAUGGACGACGAUGUCAACACGCCAAUGUCAGUGCAGGACGCGUAUGAAAUAGCUGAAACUGACGGCAAUGACGAUGACAUUGAUAAUAUCGAUGCGGCCUAUGAUAUGGAUACAUCGGCAUCAGCGCCGACAACAGAAGCAGCGCCGAUAGUAGCGGGCAUGGCAGCAGACACUCUCGAUGCCGAAACCAUCGACUUGGAUGCUGAGUUUGGCUCGGACUACAAUGAGUACAGCCAGGCCAUUGAGCUUGACUCGGGCUCUGAAGUGGACGACGAGGAUAUGGAGGAUAUAUUUCAAUAA
Molecule: messenger RNA, 939 nt
Organism: Kickxella alabastrina
Lineage: Eukaryota; Fungi; Kickxellomycota; Kickxellomycetes; Kickxellales; Kickxellaceae
Exons: 1
Coding region: 1-939 (312 amino acids)
Source: RefSeq, a predicted model, not a curated record